UAAGAACUUGUUAUAGAAUAACGCAGGUUUCCAAUUCAAGCACAGAGCCAGAUUCACUCCAGGCUCCUUCUGCAGAAAUGUCAACCACCCAGGGGGACAUUCCAGGGACGUCCCAGACUGCACCUGCAAAAGCAAAAAGACCUUUGAAGAGGAAAGCUGAUUCUCUUAAGGAUGACAAAAGCAAAAAGAAAAAGAGAAAAAAUGUCAAGCGAACUGUGAGACCAAAUUACACCAUCCAGGAGGGAGAGGACAUGCUUUUGAUUAUAUCAAAUAUAAGUAGUGGUGACAGUAUAUGGAAGCCCAAGCGCAAGGGAUGUAAGAAAAAAAAGGGAAACAAAAAAGGCAAGAGUAAAACCUCUGCUAACAAAACCAAAAAAGCAGCAGUAAAAGUCCCCAAAGUCACAGAAGGAACGAUUGAUACACAUGUUGAUUUGGAAGCUGCGAAUUCUGUUAGUUUAGACCACUGGGGUCAGAGUUUACCAAUAGAGGUCCUGGUUAAAAUCUUUCAGUUUGCAAUUCACCAGGAUGGAGCUGUUCCUUUUCUGUGCAGGGUUGGUAGAGUUUGCCAUCUAUGGAAUGGAGCCGCGUCCUCUCCGGUCCUGUGGCGCAAUGUGUCAAUUGGCUACUGCUGGAUUGAACCCAGUAAGACUCAAUUACCCGGGACAGAACAGAAGAUUAGGAACACGAUAGAUUGGCUAGCUGAAAACAGAUUGUCUCAGCUGAGAGAGUUCUCCCUUUGCCACUGGAAAAAACAUGUUGACUAUGUUAUUCAGAAAGUUUCACAAUCAUGCCACAAUCUUCAUUCGCUCAAGCUGUCUUACUGCACGGGAAUGACAGAAACAGCCUUCCAAAGCCUUGGCGCUGACUGUCGUUCAUUGGAGAAUAUAAAUGUGCAACACUCAGAGUUUAAUGUUGAUGGUCUGGUGUCCUUCCUUGAGGCGUACGGCAACCAAAUAAAGAAAAUUUACUUCACACACAGCACCAAAAGUGACAAACUGCUCAGUGGGUUGUCUAAAGGUUGCUGUCCAGAGCUCAGGCUUCUGGAGAUCAAUACUAAAUUAGAUGGAGGAUACUGCCAGCUUCCCAUCUGUAUUCAGGCUUUGCAGAUUGGAUGCCCUAAACUUCAGACUUUUAGAUUGAUGAAUGUCACUCCAGUUCCUAAAAUGAUCCGCAACACGCCUAGUUCAACGUCCGGUUUUCCCAUGCUAGAGGAGCUGUGCAUUGCCACUUCCUCUCACUCUUUCAUGACGGACAGUGACCUGAACAAUGUGCUGCAUGGCUCCCCCCACCUGCGUGUGCUAGACCUGCGUGGUGCCUCCCGCAUCACAGCCACAGGCCUCUACGCUCUGCCUUUUGAGAAACUGGAGUGUCUAUAUUGGGGCCUGUACUUCAAUAGCAAUACCAUGGUAGCAUCCAAGAAAGGCAUACACAUGCUUGCCCAGAAAUGGAGCAGCACCCUCAGGGAGCUUGAUUUGGCCAACCAGCCAUUUUCUGAGGAAGAUAUGGAGAUUGCCAUGGGAUAUCUUGCACAUGCUGCUGGAGUCGAUUUGUUUCGCUCCCUGAACCUCAGUGGUACAAAAAUCACUUCAUCUACACUCAGGUUGCUAAUAACCCAGGCACCAGCUCUGAAGUACUUGAAUCUGUCGUCUUGCCGGUAUCUGCCCAGAGGGCUCAAAAGAGUAUAUCAUGGUCAAGAAGACAUUCAGCUUCUCCUGGACAAAUUAGGCUGAACAUGUAGCCUAUUUAUUGUCGGAACUUUAAUAGUUCAUUUAAUUCAGUUGUUUUUAAAGUGUACUUAAAUGUGGUAUUUGUGUGUGUUGUGAUUUGUA
Rhinichthys klamathensis goyatoka is the source of this 1829-nucleotide messenger RNA. RefSeq names its product F-box and leucine-rich repeat protein 6 (gene fbxl6). Gene Ontology annotation, molecular function: protein binding. Lineage: Eukaryota; Metazoa; Chordata; Actinopteri; Cypriniformes; Leuciscidae. The record is from RefSeq and is a predicted model, not a curated record. Gene Ontology annotation, biological process: SCF-dependent proteasomal ubiquitin-dependent protein catabolic process. The transcript has 9 exons. The coding region runs from base 78 to 1730 and encodes 550 amino acids. Gene Ontology annotation, cellular component: SCF ubiquitin ligase complex.